Doryrhamphus excisus (bluestripe pipefish) is the source of this 5641-nucleotide messenger RNA. RefSeq names its product up-regulator of cell proliferation-like. The record is from RefSeq and is a predicted model, not a curated record. Gene Ontology annotation, molecular function: GTP binding. NCBI's taxonomy places the organism in Eukaryota, Metazoa, Chordata, Actinopteri, Syngnathiformes, Syngnathidae.
UCAGACCCAGGUCACUGCUGGCUGAUAUGCAAGGUUUUUAUGGACACAGGACCGACAUACCGUGGCUACCAUGGGCACUGAAGAACAAAAACCAACAGUUUUGUUGGAUGUCCUCUCCAACCUUGGACUGGAGAAAUAUUAUCCCAACAAACUCAGUCUUCAGUCUCUAUUGGAAGUCAACAAAAGCAGCAUCUAUGAAAAAGCUGUUAUAUCAGUGAAUGAGAUGCCAUUUCAUUUCUUAAGAAAACUGUUUCAAAUCAAUGCCGGGUGCCGAAACUGCACACGUAUAAUCAGCAGCUGUGAUGAAACUGAUGACAACCUUGACUUAUUGGACCUUUACACAGCAUGUAACCCAUCCGAAAACACAGUUCAUCCUCUUGACCUGAUAGUAGGUCUGUUUCUUUGUGCAGACAGCUUCUUGCAACAGGAAAUGGCCGUCAAGAUGUCUUUAUGCCAGUUUUCCGUCCCGCUGCUGUUGCCCCACACCGACAACAAUCAGUGUACCCUGAUGCUAUGGGCUCUGAGAGAAAUUGUAAAAGAGUGGUGUCCACAUGAUUUGUCCCAAUCAAGAGGAUUUGUUGAAGACAACAUUGUCCAAGCAAGAAUGCCGUUGUUUUCCUUUGUGAGGUUAAAAAGCUGCAGUAUAUCCAAAUCUCAGUUUCUGAAUCAGGUCCUCAGCCGUGACCAGCAGAAUCACACUAUGUUCACCCACAGAGACAUGGAAGGAGGAAGCCUGACUCGAAAACUGUCAAAUGGUUUAGUGGAAGUUUGCUGGUUUCUUCCUUGUGGGAGGAAAAAUCUUGACGUGUUCCCGGAGCCAGUUGCAUUUGCUAAUUUGCGAGGAGACAUUUCCGAGUCACUUACACAGUUUACUUUUCUGUAUGAAGUUUCCAAUGCAGUCUUUGUAUUCCUGGACAAAGUUGAAGAAAAGGAACAUCUCAUUCUGAAGGCUCUUCAAGAUGCAAAAUCCAGACUCUAUUUUGUUGUUCAUCGUGGAGAUAGUGCUGCUGAGAAUAUGACGUCUGUCAAGAAAACACUGCAAGAUUUGGAUGUACCAAUGAGCAGUGUCAAAAUCAAGGAUUCAAGGGUAAAUACAGCAGAGUUUUCAAAAAAGCUUUGUGAAACCAUCAAAACCUCACUCUGUUCCAUAAAGACCACAAUGAGUAUUGCAGAUAUGCAAAAGAAAGCUGUUGACUUGGGUCUGACUGUGGAUGAAAACAAAACUCUUGAGCAGAAAAAAACUGCUGAGGAGAUCAUGAUGGGGAUUGGUGUGCGAAGUAUACCACACUACAAAAAACAACAGCUUCCUUUGCAAGGAGAGAACUGGAAGAGAUUAUCACAACUGGAGAGGAAGGAGUGCAGAAUCAGUGAUGUCGGCACUGAUGCUGUUGAGCAUCAUAUAGCUCAGCUACAAGAGGAGAAAAAGCACAUUUGGGAAGAACAAAAACAGCAAAAAGUGUCUCAAGGAAUGCUGGCUUUUAUUGAGACCUUAUCAACAAGCAACAGAGAGACAAGACAGUUUUUCUUGAAGUGGAUGAAAUUCAGGUUCAAUGACCAUUCUCGAGACAAACUGAGCAACCUGCGCAACAAAUUCAAAGAGCAAUGCAAAGCAAAGGAUGCCAAACUCAUUGCGGAAGUUGAUCAAGCUCUGUUGGACAGCUCUUUAGGGGUAGAGCAUUACAUGCGAGAGGUGGGACUUCACUAUGAGGUUUCUGCGCACUCAGAUGAUAUCACAAAUAAAAUGUCCCAUUUGCCUGAAGUAGCUGCUGAAAUGCUGUUGGAUGGUUAUCCAUUGGAACUGUUGGAUGGUGUUGCUUCAAACGUCCCAGAGAAGUGGGUGACAGCCGUGUUAAUGGAGCUUCACAAGAAGGUCGGGGGACAGAGCAGAUUGUUAGUACUAGCCGUGUUGGGGGUUCAAAGUAGUGGAAAAUCAACCCUUCUCAACACCAUGUUUGGUGUUCAGUUUAGUGUCAGCAGUGGCAGAUGUACAAGAGGGGCCUACAUGCUCUUUCUCAAAGUUGGAGAAGAUACUCAACAAGAGUUGGGUUGUGACUUCAUUCUGCUCAUUGAUACAGAAGGUCUGAAAUCCCCUGAGCUCGCACAACUAGAAGAUAGUUAUGAGCAUGACAAUCAGCUGGCAACCUUUGUCAUUGGCUUAAGUGACGUGACCAUUAUAAACAUUGCAAUGGAGAAUGCAAACGAAAUGAAAGAUGUCCUCCAAAUCGCUGUUCAUGCCUUCUUGAGAAUGAAAGAAAUUGGGAAAAAGACUAUUUGUCAUUUUGUGCACCAAAAUGUUGCUGGAGUUUCAGCUCAUAGCAGAACCCUGACAGAGAGACAACAUCUCUUGGACCAACUCAAUGACAUGACAAAGAUUGCAGCCGACAUGGAAAGACAAUCUUCUAUCCAAGAAUUCACAGAUGUGUUGCACUAUGAUGUGGAAAACAACAACUGGAACAUCCCAGGACUUUGGCAUGGAACUCCUCCAAUGGCACCAGUAAACACUGGUUACAGUGAAGCCGUAUCACAGUUCAAGAAAAAUCUUCUGGACUCUGUAGGAAAACAAAGGCAAUCCCCAGCCUCAAAGAUCCCAGACUUUGUAGAAUGGAUGAGAAGUCUGUGGAAAUCAGUGAAAUAUGAGAACUUCAUCUUCAGUUUCAGGAACACUCUUGUGGCCCACGCUUAUGACAACCUGUGCAAAGAGUUCAACCAGUGGGAAUGGGAGAUGCAAAAAGAAAUCCUCUCCAGACAGACAGCAGCAGAGUUAGAAGUUGCAAAUGCCAACAACGACGGUGGAUUGGAAGCAUGGACCACCUUGGUCAGGCUCAAAAAAGAACAACUAGCUGAAGAAAUAGAAGCACAAAAAAACAAAAUGAAAGACAAACUCUCCGAUUAUUACAGAAAGAGAGACAGACAUGUAAACCUGAUAGAGAAAUACAAAGCAGACUUUUUCAAUUGCAUCACAGGCCUGUCAAAUGAGAUUCAACAUUCAGUCAAUGCUAAAUUGGAAGGAACGCUCGAGCGAAAGAUAGCUUUGAGAAAGGCACUGGACAUAAUACAGGAGUACUGUGGCAGGAUUGAAGAGAGAGUCUUGAAGCUUCUGAGCGACUGCAAAGACACCAAACUGUCUGAUGACCAACUUCGAGAGGAGUUUGACAAAAUGUGGACUGCUGCUACUGCCAAUGUACCUGCACUGAAAGAAAAAGAUAUACACGCAUCCGUUCUCACCCAGCUGAAGAGGAAUCUAUCAAACCGGAAUGUUAACGAGGACUUACAGCACAUCAAAGACCUGAAAAGCUUUGGAAUGGACACAUUUAAGACACGAAUUGACCAUGUUGACUCUGUCAUGAAGAAGAUUAAAAAUAUGUUGAAAAGAGACAUACAGAUGUUUGCAGACAACGUCAUUGAGACAUCAACAAAGUUUGUUGUUGAUAAAACCAAGUCAGGUGGUGAUUACCAUGAUUCUUUGUCAAGGGAUCUGUUGCAAAGGAUUGAUGAAUCACUAAAUAAAGGUUAUAGGUCUCAUAGCGCAAACAUAAGAUUUGAGAUUGACCUCAAACUUCAUAUUUGUGGAAUUGCUGCCAGAAAAUUCCUCAAAAUGCACCAAAAAUUCUUGUGCAAAAAUGACCCCCGAGCACAGUUGGAACAAUACAAGCACCAAUACUUGUCUGACUUUCUGGAUUUGUACAAAGAGACAGAUCACUGCCAACGCAAAGCAAAUGAUUAUGUCCAGUUUUGUAUCAAGCCCGCCAUUGAGGACUACAUGAACAGAGCUUUGGGAGUUGACAUUGUAGAUGACAUCUUGACAAGUUGCCAUUCAGUAGAGUACAGUUCACGCUCCAGUUUCCACUACAACAUUCAGAAAGAGUUACUGCUGAAAGAUGACUUUGAGGCAUUUGUCAAGUACAUCUCUCAGUACGAAAUGUAUGUUAAGGACUGGAUAUUUGAGCAGGUUGUUCAAAAAAUGCAAGACAACAUUUUGUGUGAAUUAAAGCGAAAGAAGCUGGAAGCUGUAGUUGCCAAAAUAUUGAAGGCAAUGAAGGAGGCCUCAAGUAUGCGAUCAGAUGACAAUGAAAAUGUUCCAAAACUUGUCUUUGAAAUGCAGAAUGAUCUGAUGGAAGACUUUGCGAUACCAGAGGAUGCUACAAACCGUGCUUUGUUUCAAAUCAAAACCACAUGCCAGUCAUUCGCACAAAGCUUUACUGCAUCCUUGAACACGUUAAAGGAAACUCUCCAUGUGGAAUUCUCCAAGAUGGAAGACAUACCUGAAACCCUAAAUAGGCUUACAGUGAAACCACAGGAUGAGCUCUUCAAGAGGAUAUUUGGAUGCGGACACAUUUGCCCAUUUUGUAAAAUUCCUUGUGAGGCUGGAGGAAAAGACCACAAGAAACAUCAUGCUGCUGUGCAUCGGCCACAGGGGCUUGGAGCAUACAGAUACCUUUCAACUGAAGUACUGGUUGAAACUCUAUGUACAACUGAUGUGCAGACUGACCGUUUAUUUCGAAUAUUUGAAGGGACAACUGAGCUGUGGAUUCCAUACAAAGACUACACAAAAUACUAUCCUGACUGGCACAUUCCUCCAGAUGCCACAAUAGAAGCUUCUGAUUACUGGAAGUUUGUACUUGUACGCUACAAUCAGAGAUUUGCUCAAACGUAUGCGUGCAAGCCUGCCGAUGUUCCAAAUGCCUGGACGACAAUCACAAAGGAGCAAGCCCUUGAGGGUCUGAAAAACACUUUCAACAUGAGUUAAUCUUUUGCUCAGGGGAUUUCAGACAACAGUAGUAAACCUGGUUCAUGGUGUAAUAUAUGUGUAUACUAAUAAAUACCUGUACCUUACAUUUCGAUAACACUGUUCUGGGAACUCAAGGAUGCUGAUUAUAUAUUUUGUGGUGAUGGUGAUGAUGUACUACACCCAGUAAAAGAUUGUCACAUCAUAUUUAUCUUUGAAUAUUGUAAAUAUCUAUCUUGAAUAUACUGUAUUAUGAGUCUUUUCUUGUAAACUCCAGAUUACUUUUUUCUUUUAGUGAACUCCAAUCGAACUGGCUUCAUGACUUAGGGAGGUCAAAGUGACCUGAUUGUUACCCAAGAUGGGUUUGGAUGUUAAUGAAUUCCAAGAUGCCCUGCCCCAAACAGUUUGUUCCAGUUAGAAGGUACCUCCAAAUCAGGGCUGAGUUCUGGAAACCUACGUCAUUGUUACUGCUUCAAAACACUAUUUAACUGUCUCCCCAACCAGUGUCUUGUUUUGCUUUUCAAAAAUGUACCAUAAGAAUUGAUUAAAUGUCGUUCAAUAACCAUUUCUUUAAAAUGGAAGUGAUAUUACAGCAUACUGUAUGUAACAGUAUCCUUGCCUCAAAUCAGCAGUCCUUUCCUCUUCCUGCCCAAGGGUGCUUGAUGAAAAUUUGAGUGUCACUACCACAACAAAGACUCAAGUGUCAGUGAUUCACGUGUAAGUGUAAUAUGUACGUAAGUCAUGAAUGAAUCAUUGACAAGUGAAUUUCCUCAAAUUUAUAGUUAUUGAAUGAUAAUAUUGCAUUGUUAAACCUUACAGUAUUGUUGCACUAUUGUUCGGAUUGUUAUGUGGAUUUACUUUUGAAUUUGUCAGUCAGCUACAUUUUAAAUAAGAGAGGUUAAUUUUGCAAAAUAU